AUGAUUUUGCUGACAAUGAUCACUCGUGUGGCAGAUGGACUUCCGCUCGCUGCGUCUGUACAGGAGGAUGAACAGUCAGAAAGGGACCUCCUGCUGUACCAGAGCCAGGCCAAGCAGCUGUGCCGUAAACUGGACGCUCAGAGUCCAGAACGUUGUACCCUUGAUACCGGGGACAAGAACUUUCAUUUUUUAAUAUCCCAGGGUGUGUGUUACAUUAUCCUCUGCGAGGCUUCUUUUCCCAAAACGAUGGCUUUUGAAUACCUCGAAGACCUCAGCAAAGAGUUUUAUGUCCAGUAUGGAAAAAAAGUACCCACAGUAUCCAGGCCCUACUCUUUCAUAGAGUUUGACACAUAUAUCCAAAAAGUGAAUAAGCCACCUGUGUCGAUCAAACUCCGGAAGACCUUGGCAAGUACUAAAAAAGAGCUGGAAGAGAUUCAGAAAAUAAUGGCGGAAAAUAUUGCUGAAGUCAUGCAGAGAGACCCUCUCUGUGAUAUUGCCAAAAAAGUCAGCAACCUGAGCAGCUUUUCAAAAAGUUGUCGCAGCAACGCCAAAGAUGUCAACACCUCCCCCGGCUAUGCUAAGGCUGUAGCUGUGGCUGUGUUCAUCACACUCAUCAUCUACAUGCGUUUCUGGUGGCUCUGA
Molecule: messenger RNA, 642 nt
Organism: Maylandia zebra (zebra mbuna)
Lineage: Eukaryota; Metazoa; Chordata; Actinopteri; Cichliformes; Cichlidae
Product: vesicle-trafficking protein SEC22b-B-like
Biological process (GO): endoplasmic reticulum to Golgi vesicle-mediated transport; retrograde vesicle-mediated transport, Golgi to endoplasmic reticulum
Molecular function (GO): SNAP receptor activity
Source: RefSeq, a predicted model, not a curated record